GGCUAUUUUGUAAAUGCAUUAUGCGGUUCACAAAAAAAGUUUUAUUAGAAAGCGUUAAAUGUUUUCAAUAAGCACAUGCUUUUAAAGCCCCUAAAUGCAUUUUUUCAGAACGGUGUGGCUUCUAAGAUGCUGCCAGCGCAGAGUUUUUGUACAAAGUUUCUCCUCGUCUGCCGCGGCAUCUGAACAGCCUUCACCAAAGACUUCGGAGAAAAGUGAGAGCGGUCCCAUUCAAAUCGGCUCCCGUAUAUUUCCUCGGGAUGAGUGGACCAAUAUUACACCCCGGAUUAUGGCAUACAUUGGCAAGAACAUCUACCAACAAAAGAAUCAUCCGCUUUGGUUGAUCAAGGAGCGACUGGUUUCGUACUUCCACUGGAAAUACCAGACACCAAACCGACGUUCGCCUGCUUUUGCUGUUGUCGACAAUGUCGAGCCAGUGGUGACCACUGAGCAGAACUUCGAUUGCCUCCUGGUUCCGCAGGAUCAUCCAAGCCGGCGUCCCAGUGAUUCGUAUUAUAUUAACAAGGAGCACAUGCUCCGUGCUCACACAUCCGCACACCAGCGCGAUCUGAUGCGGAGUGGACUGCGUGAGUUCCUUGCGGUUGGCGAUGUGUAUCGGCGGGACGAAAUUGAUUCUACGCACUUCCCGGUGUUCCAUCAGAUGGAGGGUGUGCGUCUGAGAUAUGCGCACGAACUGUCUCCCGAUCCGUCGUUUCAAAUUUUCGAGACCACUCCCACCAAACGCAACCCCGAUAAACAAGAAACCCACACUCAGCCCGCUGUGGAUUUGAUGGAGAAAGAUCUGAAAGACUGUUUGGAGGGUGCUGUAGGGAGUCUCUUUGGACCGAAGUUGGAAAUGCGGUGGAACAGCACCUAUUUUCCCUUCACUCAUCCGUCGUGGGAACUGGAGGUCAAAUUUAAAAACCAAUGGCUGGAAUUGCUCGGGUGCGGCAUCAUGGAACAAAAGCUGCUUAAUUCUGCUGGCGUGGCAGACCAGAUUGGAUGGGCGUUCGGAGUGGGUUUGGAGCGGUUAGCCAUGCGGUUGUACGAAAUUCCGGAUAUCCGUCUGUUCUGGUCGACCGAUUCGGGAUUCUUGUCGCAGUUCGAUGUAGACAAUAUCCGCAAAAUAAUCAAGUACAAGCCGAUCAGUGUGUUCCCGCAGUGCAUCAAUGAUAUUGCGUUUUGGAUUGGUGAUAAAUUCGAAAAGAAUGAUUUUUACGAAUUGGUGCGGAAUUUGGGUGGGGAAUUGGUCGAACAAGUGCGCCUGAUCGACGAGUUUAAGCACCCGAAAACGGGGGAAACGAGCAAUUGUUAUAGAAUUAUUUAUCGGCAUAUGGAAAAAACUCUGACGAAGGAAGAAGCUAACGUUGUUCAUAAAGCUAUAGAAGAGGCUGCUGUACAAAAACUGGGAGUAAAGAUUCGAUAAUGU
This is a messenger RNA of Paramacrobiotus metropolitanus, 1426 nucleotides long. Its product is annotated as phenylalanine--tRNA ligase, mitochondrial-like. Gene Ontology annotation, biological process: phenylalanyl-tRNA aminoacylation. The coding region runs from base 95 to 1423 and encodes 442 amino acids. The record is from RefSeq and is a predicted model, not a curated record. Lineage: Eukaryota; Metazoa; Tardigrada; Eutardigrada; Parachela; Macrobiotidae. Gene Ontology annotation, molecular function: ATP binding; phenylalanine-tRNA ligase activity; tRNA binding. Gene Ontology annotation, cellular component: mitochondrion; cytoplasm. The transcript is spliced from 2 exons.